Archocentrus centrarchus (flier cichlid) is the source of this 6241-nucleotide messenger RNA. RefSeq lists its product as uncharacterized. Lineage: Eukaryota; Metazoa; Chordata; Actinopteri; Cichliformes; Cichlidae. The record is from RefSeq and is a predicted model, not a curated record. Gene Ontology annotation, molecular function: zinc ion binding; aspartic-type endopeptidase activity; nucleic acid binding. The coding region runs from base 270 to 6116 and encodes 1948 amino acids. Gene Ontology annotation, biological process: DNA integration; proteolysis. The transcript has 2 exons.
CUUCGUGGUAUCCACUUUGCAUCGGACCCACACCCCACCUAGUUUGGUCAAUCCUGGGGUUCCCGGUCAGAACACAAUAUAAAGCGGUGGGGUGCUACAUAAAAUGGAGGCACUGCUGGGAUAAAUGCUAAUAUUAGUCUACCCUUGUUACUGGCUCAGACAACUCUUUAAGUAGAGAUAAUCUGAAAUGAAAAUAAGCUAUACGUAAACUCGGAGGAAACCAGUAAGCAGACUCUGUGUAAUAGAAGGGAAAUUGGUACACCAGAGGGAUGGCACAGUUACGGCAUUGGUGUAAAGGAGAGGGCAUUAACCCUACCCAUGCCAUUCUGCUCAAAGAUGUUCCUGAAGACACUGAGAUUGAACGCAUAGAAGGAACUCUGCAAUCCAUUAAAGUUCUUCGACGUGUUAAAGUCAGAGGACGCAUGUACGAUCCUCAGAGUCAAUGUUUGACUGUACUGUGUGAAUGCAGAGAGAAAGUAAAUCCCAAAGCUAUUCCCUUAGACAUCCUGCCAGAAGGUAGUAAUGCACCAUGGAGAAUUGUUGGAUAUUCAGAGGAGGAGGAAGGGUCAGCUGACCAAGUGCUCGCAGAGGACUUGCAGUUGCCACCAACAGAGUUAGGCCCUGUUCCACCACUUCAGGCCUCUUCUCCGGAAGCUAUCAUCAGAGCUGUGGGAGACCUUCUGCAAAGCACAGCCAAGCCGGUAAGUGAUAACAGCAACUACAGGAGGCUACGAACCUUCUCAGGGAUUGUCCCUACUCCCCCAGGAGAGGAGCCAUUGGAGAACUGGAUAUUGCAAGCUCGUUUGAUGAUAGAGGAAUAUGAUCGGCCUGACAAAGAAAAGAAAAUGAGAAUAAUGGAAAGUGUAAAAGGUCCUGCUUUGGAGAUAUUGCAGGCCGUCCGCUUUAAUAACCCAGAGGCCACACCCCAAGGGUACGUGGAUGUGAUUGAGAACACAUUUGACACACCAGAGACAGGAGAAGAACUGUACUUCUCAUUCAGAAUGCUAUGCCAGCAUCCCGGUGAAAAACUUUCUGAGUUUCUGCGAAGGAUGGAAAGAUCCCUGAACAAAGUAGUGAAAAAAGGAGGUCUGUCCCCGACUUCCAUAGACAAAGCCCGCCUUGAUCAACUCAUUAAAGGAGCCACAAGGUCUGACAUGAUGUUAUUAAGUUUGCGUUUGAGGGAGCGAAGAGAUAAUCCACCUACUUUCUUGCAGCUGCUGAAUGAGGUGCGCAUUGAAGAAGAGUAUGAAGCCUCCCGCCGUAGACUUAACCCCACAAAAGCUGUGCAUGUCAAAAGUGCUACUGUACCCACAGGGGCAUAUGUCCAGGAUCUUAGAGCUGAGCUCCAAGACCUCAAAACCCAAGUCAGUGGGCUCACGGCUGCGUCAGGGGCUCCAUGUGUCCUUUCCCUUGAGUUUCCACCCACGGAUGAGGCAGAGCCCGUAGUGUCACCGCUCCGUAACCAGACUUCUCCCGUGCGCAUGCAUCAGAGAGCUACGGCACUCAGAGAUCCCAGUGACUUUUUCUGUUAUCGCUGUGGCGAAGAUGGGCACAUUUCCACCAAAUGUAAAUCCCCAGAGAACUACCCAAAAGUGAUACAGAAACUCCUUCAUGCCCAACGGAAACUGAAAGCAAGCCAGAAAGCUCCUGGUAGUGCAAAAGAACAAACUACCACAAAUGUAGGGGUCAACCGGAGCGCUGUGAGUGUACACACAGCUGGUGUCCCAGAAGGACUCGUAGGGCCACCCUCCACUGCCUGUGUGAAGGUGGAUGGCAUAACCUGCACUGCCCUAUUAGACAGCGGGUCUCAGGUAACGAUAGUUUUCGACAGUUGGUAUUCAAGGUACUUGCCUCAUGUGCCUCUCCAACCUGUCACUGGUUUAGAUAUUUGGGGCCUAAGUGAGUCAGAGACCAGCUACCCCUACCGAGGCUACAUCCAAAUUGAGUUGGAGUUGCCUGGAAAGACCCAAGGGAACGUGAAGGCUGUCCCAGUUCUUGCUUUAGUGUGCCCAGAUCCUCGUUGCUCAGAUACCAUACCUGUUCUAGUUGGCACCAAUGUUCACAAAAUUAGACCUCUGUCUUCAAGUCAGAAAGAGGGGAGCCCAAAAACUGUUCGCACCAGCAAGGUGAGCGUUUCGCAGUCUCAGCCCUUACCUACCAUUAAGUCCGAGUUGCCUACAGAUGAUGACUUUCCUGUAGCCGAAGUAAAGUGGACGGGUCCUGGACCACUGGUUAUUCCGGCUGGGAAAAACCAUAUAGCCAUCUGUAAAGUCAAAGAAACACACACGAUCGGAGACAGUAUCCUGAUCACAGAACGUGCACCUUCACAUGCUCUUCCCCCAAGUGUGUUAGUGCAGCCAACGGUGUUGUUCUCCAAGACCCUUGACAAAGACAAGUUCUUGGUUCUUAUGCGCAAUGAGUCCCUCAAAGCCACUGCCAUUCCAAUGGGUACUGUGGUUGCACACUUGCAUGUGGUGGAUAUAGUGACUGACAUCCCUGGCACACACACAAGAGCUUCAUCUCAGCUGGACCCAUCACUGUUCGACUUUGGGGAUUCCCCUAUACCAGCUGAAUGGAAAGAGAGGCUGAAACAGAAACUUGCAGAGAGAAGUAAUGUGUUUUCAACCGACGAGUGGGACGUUGGAUUGGCUAAAGGAGUGCACCAUCAUAUACGACUAAAUGACGACACCCCCUUCAGAGAACGGUCUCGCCGUGUGGCCCCUGCUGAUCUGGAUGAUUUGCGCCGUCACCUUCAAGGACUACUGGCUGCAGGAGUAAUAAAGGAAUCAAGGAGUUCCUAUGCUUCACCCAUCGUAUUGGCACGAAAGAAAACGGGGAAGUUGCGGAUGUGCGUGGACUAUCGAACACUGAACCGCAGAACUAUUCCUGAUCAGUACACCAUUCCUCGAAUUGACGAGGCCUUGGACUGUUUGUCUGGAAGCAGAUGGUUUUCAGUCCUGGAUCUGCGCAGCGGGUAUUAUCAAAUCCCAAUGGCAGAAGACGACAAGGAAAAAACCGCUUUCAUAUGCCCUUUGGGAUUUUACCAAUUCGAAAGGAUGCCCCAAGGGAUAACAGGAGCCCCAGCAACCUUCCAGAGAGUAAUGGAAAAAGCGGUUGGGGACAUGCACAUGCUUGAGGUCAUAGUGUAUUUGGAUGAUUUAAUAGUGUUUGGAAAAACCUUGGAAGAACAUGAACAAAGACUGUUCAAGGUCCUUGACAGACUGGAAGAGACUGGACUGAAGUUGGCAAUAGACAAAUGUCAGUUCUGCAGACCUCAAGUGACAUAUGUAGGACACAUAGUGUCUGAAAAUGGUAUUGCCACCGACCCAAGCAAAGUGGAAGCAGUAACUCGCUGGAAGCAACCCACUGACCUUCCAUCACUGCAGUCAUUCUUGGGGUUUUGUGGGUACUACCGUCGCUUUAUAAAAAACUACUCUAUUCAAGUCAGACCACUCACCGAGCUCUGCAAAGGUUACCCACCCACUCAGAGAAAGAAGAAAACUGCUAAAGUCCCAGAAAAGACCUAUUACAGUGUAAAUCAACCCUUUGGAGAUAGGUGGGGUCCUGCUUGCACAGAGGCUUUUCAAAAGAUUAAACACUGUCUCACAAAUGCACCCGUUCUGGCAUUCGCCGAUCCAUCCAAGCCCUAUGUGUUACACAUAGAUGCCAGCCUUCAUGGUUUGGGCGCAGUACUCAAUCAAGAACAUCCUGAAGGUUUGCGACCUGUGGCGUUUGCUAGCCGAAAGCUCAGUUCCUCGGAAAAGAACUACCCGGUGCACCAACUUGAAUUCCUGGCGUUGAAAUGGGCAGUAGUGGACAAGUUUCACGAUUACUUGUAUGGUGCUCAGUUCACGGUGAGGACCGAUAAUAAUCCCCUCACGUAUAUUCUGACCACAGCCAAGCUCAAUGCCACUGGUCAUCGUUGGCUGGCUGCCCUCUCAACUUACGAUUUCACUUUACAGUACCGACCUGGAAGCACUAAUAUUGAUGCUGACUCACUGUCACGCAAUCCUCUGCCAUCGGAGAGCCCCGAGUGGAAAGCAAUGCCCCUCGACAGUGUCAAAGCCCUCUGCAAGCAAAUCUCCUGCAGAAAGUCGGCAGGAGGGAACAUGGGAUAUGCCGAGUCAUUAGGGGUUUCCCCUGAGGCACUCCCAGAGUGUUUUGUUUUCCCCACUCGAUUGGACCACAGUGCUUUGACCCAGAUAAGUAAGGCAGAACUUAUUAAAGCGCAAGAUAAUGAUCCAGUGAUUGCUCCAGUCAAGAAAUCUGUGAAUGGAGAAUUCCUGUUUUCACCAGACAAGGAGGCCAACUCAGAAGCCGUACUGCUUCAGAGAGAAGCCAAUAAGUUGGUGAUCCGAGAUGAUCUGCUUUACAGAAAGGUGCAGAGGCAAUCUGGUAAUGAGGUAUAUCAGCUAGUGUUACCAAGGGAGCUGGUUGCCAUGGUUCUGAAGUCGCUGCACGAUGAGUCCGGUCAUCUAGGAUUGGACAAGACUGUUAAACUCAUACGGGAUCGAUUCUACUGGCCCAAAAUGUGUGCAGAAGUAGAGCAGUACAUAAGAAACUGUGGUAGAUGUAUCACGCGUAAAGCUCAGCCCCAAAGAGCUGCACCAUUAAACCAGAUUACCAGUAGCGGACCACUUGAUCUGGUAUGCAUAGACUUUCUGUCCUUGGAACCAGAUUCCCAGGGGUAUGCCAACAUCCUUGUAGUAACCGAUCAUUUUACCAGAUAUGCCCAAGCUUUUCCGGCCAAAGAUCAACGGGCGUCCACAGUUGCCAAGAUUCUCUGUGAGAAAUACUUUGUGCACUAUGGACUUCCGGCACGGAUACAUUCUGAUCAAGGUCGGGAUUUUGAGAGCAAACUCAUUCAAGAUCUUCUCAAAAUGUUGGGGAUUCGGAAGUCUAGGACAACGCCCUACCAUCCUCAAGGAGAUCCACAACCAGAGAGAUUUAACCGUACGCUGCUGUCUAUGCUCGGAACCCUAGAUCCGAAGCAAAAGCAGAAAUGGAGUCAGAGUCUCAGUCAUUUGGUGCAUGCUUACAAUUGCACUCAGAACGAAGCAACAGGGUACUCGCCCUACCUGCUCAUGUUUGGCAGGGAGGCACGUCUACCUGUGGACAUCUGUUUUGGUGCCCUGGAUGAGGAUCGAAAGAGUUUGUCACAUCACAAGUACGUGGCUAAGCUGAAAGCUGAUCUGCGUCAAGCAUACCACCUCGCAACACAAGCAUCUGACAAGAGUCAUCAGAGAAACAAGAAAGCUCAUGAUAAACAUGUGAAAGAGCAGACUCUGGGAAAAGGAGACCGAGUACUACUGAGAAACUUGGGUGUUACCGGCAAACACAAGUUGAAAAGUAAGUGGCGAUCUACACCAUAUGUCGUGGUGGAGAAAUUUCCCAACCUACCAGUCUACAGAGUAAAACCUGAGAAGGGACUGGGGGUAGAAAAGACAGUACACCGCAACCACUUACUACCGAUUGGCUAUCUAGUGAGACUGCCAAAUGACACUGAGCCCGAAUCAUUUCAGACACCGGUCACAAGAUCCCAAAGGAGACUCGCAGCGACCAAACAAACUGUAGAUCAGGAAUAUGCCAUGUUCUCAUCAGAGUCUGAAUGUGAAUAUGCAGGCCCAUCACGAUCAUUACAUAUGGACUGUGAGAAACUUCUGACACGGCCAGGUCUGUUGUUGAGAGACCGAGGCCAAGGUCAAGCCCCAAGCGUAGUUCCUCUAGAAGUUUCAUCCCCUGAACUGGAGGAGGGUGACUCAACUCCAGAAGCUCUCGACUCCCCAAAUCUGCUUCACAACUCUGAGGAAGGUACAGUUACUGACUUACAGGCAGUAGCAGUGGAGAGGGAGGCGCUACUGGAAGACAGGGACCCUCCAACGGAACGCACAAAGAGAGUCAAGAAGCCAGUUGUCAGACUGAGUUAUGAUGAACUGGGAAGACCAUCUGAUCAGCCCUUAACUGUAUUGAGCCAGGGAGUGCUGGUUGGAAGCGGCACGUACAGAGAUUCACGAUGCCACCCCUGCCAGACCCUCUGGUGUCACCCUAUGGCCUUAUGCCCUUCCUGCGUUAAAUUGAAUCUCACUAGACAGUGCAUGGAGAUUCAAAUUAGCUAAGCUGUUGGUUUGAUGGGGACAUCAAAACAUUCUAGAAGGGGGAGGGUGUAGCCCGGAUGGAAAAAUGGGGAUUAAAUAAGCUUAAUUCCUUUGGACAUAAAAGCAAAGUUAACAGGAGUGUAAUG